Theobroma umbraticum is the source of this 1147-nucleotide messenger RNA. Its product is annotated as AP2/B3-like transcriptional factor family protein. Gene Ontology annotation, molecular function: DNA binding. Lineage: Eukaryota; Viridiplantae; Streptophyta; Magnoliopsida; Malvales; Malvaceae. The record is from RefSeq and is a predicted model, not a curated record.
UUGGUCGAGGAAAAAGAGCGAACCCAUUGAAAUCAAAAUGAGUGGGAACCCAACGGUCGAGAGGGUAAUUUGUAGUCACUGCGCCAUUUCCCAUCCCCCAAACGCCUUUUUCUCUAUUGGAACUCCUCUCGACGAACAUGGUGGAAGCCCGGCAGGAGUUGUCGUACGAGGAAUGCCGCCGAAAACGAGUGGAAGAAAACAAGAAAAGAAUGGAGGCUCUCAAUCUCCCCCAGCUCUCUCAAGCUCUUCGUACCCCAUCCUUCAAACCCUCUCCGAGAAAACAGGUGCAGCCUCGGACGGUCGAAAAACAAUUGGUUGUGGUUAGGAGAUCGAGUCGUGUCGCUAACAAACCCGCCUCUGUUUACCAUGAAGUUCUUGUGGAAAAGGUGAGCAUACCUAGAAGAAGGGUAUCUAAGCAGAGGGAUUUGUCAAACCGGGUGUAUGCUUCGGAUGAAGCCAGGGCUGAGGCUUUGGAGAAAGCAGAAAAAUUGGAAUCUGGUCUAGAGCCUGAUUUUCCUACCUUCACAAAGUCGAUGCUUCAAUCACAUGUUACUGGUGGAUUUUGGCUGGGCCUUCCAGUCCACUUCUGCAAGAGAAACCUUCCAAAACGUGAUGAGGUUAUGACCUUGAUAGAUGAAGAAGGUCAAGAGCAUCCAGCAAUAUAUUUGGCUAGAAAAACAGGACUUAGUGGUGGAUGGAAAGGGUUUGCGGUUGCUCAUGAGUUGGUAGAUGGGGAUGCAUUAGUUUUUCAGUUAGUUCGACCUACAACAUUUAAGGUUUACAUUUUAAGGGUGAAAGGUUCUGAACAACGCAACAAGUUGUAAGCUUCGAACAAUUUGGAUGUUGGAGUCAUGGCAGCAGAGUCAAAUUUGGGUUUAAUCCAAUCAAUACUUGUUGGCAGGGUUUCUCUCUGAUACGAAGCAUUCCCACAUCUCACUUUAAUUCCCUGUUUUUCCUGGAUUCUGGAAAUAACUUGACCACCAAUCUCAUACUCACUUCUUUGUCUCCUUUUUUCUUUUUAUUAUUAUUGUAAUUCGAUGUGGGUGAGCUGUGUUUUUGUUGAUUGCAAACACAUGUUUGGGCAAAACAUAAGGAAAGCUGGCCCCCCCCUUCCUUUUCCACCCUUUCCAGCUUGCAAAGUGCAAAU